GGGCGAGGCGGGGCGCGGCGCGAGCCCCUCCAGCGCUCAGGGGCUCCGCCCGCCGCUUCCUCGCGCACAGGAAGUGGCGCCGCGGCGGCAGCGGUUCUGUCUUCCUUUUGCUGACUUAAACCACAGAUUCCAAGGAAAGGAGGGGAAGUGGAAUAAAAUCCUCAAAUACCAGAGGAAAAGCCCGACUAGCCAAUGAAAAUUACUGUUACUAAACUGUAGACCACUCUCACUUACACAUAGUGGGAAGAUAAAAAUUGCUGUCAAUUCAAAGUUUAUAAAAUUACUUUUGCAGAAUUUCCUUACAGAGCUAAAUAGGCUAAAAUCCUUCAACUAGGUUGAAAUAGGAAAUGUAAAUAUGACUCCUUGCUGGCAUCUUCCAUCUUCAGCUCCCUCUGCAGGGUUUUUUGUUUAGCAUAGGAAAUACUGAACAAAUUGUAUGGCAUCAACCAAACUUACCGUUGAUGGUUAUGGAUGACAUAGGAACUUCAGAUUUAUGUCUCUGCAAUGACACCCGAUUAAGGCAAAGGCUGAAAACUGCUCAUUGGCUACUUGAUCAAAACUUGUAGUAAUGAUUACUGUCAUUCUUUUACAAAGAUCCAAACUGGAGUGAUGUUACCUGGAAGGCAUGAGCAGACAAGUCAUCUUUUUGGAUUGGAAGCAGAAAUAAUAUGAGAAUGCCCAGAAGAGGUUUAGUAAUUCAAGCCAGGACUCGUUGGCUAUUAGUGGGCCUUGCUUUACUGUUCAGUUUAGUCUUGCUCAUGUAUUUGCUUGAGUGUGCUCCGCAAACAGAUGGUAAUGCACCUCUGCCUGGUGUUGUAAGUGAAAACAUGGGUAAAGAAUACUAUCAAGCUCUCUUGCAGGAACAAGAAGAGCAUUAUCAAAACAGAGCUACCAGUCUGAAACGUCAGAUUGCCCAGUUAAAGCAAGAGCUUCAGGAAAUGAGUGAUAAAUUGAAAUCCCUGCAGGAAAAAAAGAGCCCCAAGGUCAAUGGUAUGAACUACCAGGGCACCAAAGAACAAGCAUCCAAUGAUCUCCUGGAGUUCCUUCAUUCCCAGAUUGACAAAGCUGAGGUGAGCGUGGGGGCCAAACUGCCCAGUGAAUAUGGUGUCAUUCCUUUUGAAAGCUUUACAUCCGUGAAAGUAUUCCAGUUGGAGAUGGGGCUUACUCGUCAUCCAGAAGAGAAACCCGUUAGAAAGGAUAAACGAGAUGAAUUGGUGGAAGUUAUUGAGGCUGGCCUGGAAGUUAUCAAUAAUCCAGAUGAAGAAGAUGGACAAGAUGAAGAUGAUGGAGUAGGAGAAAGGCAGCUGUAUAGUGAAAAUGAUUUCAUAGAAGGUUAUUAUCGUACAGAAAGAGAUAAAGGGACGCAGUAUGAGCUCUUUUAUAAGAAGAUGGAUGGCAUGGAAUACAGGCAUGUCACCUUGUUCCGACCUUUCGGACCCCUCAUGAAAGUGAAGAGUGAAACAGUCGAUAUUUCUAGAUCAAUCAUUAACAUUAUUGUCCCUCUUGCUGGAAGAACUGAGGCAUUUGCACAGUUUAUGCAGAACUUUAGGGAUGUGUGUAUUCAUCAGGAUAAGCGUAUUCAUCUCACAGUGGUAUAUUUUGGACAAGAUGGGCUAUCAGAAGUAAAAGGCAUCCUAGAAUCCAUAGCUAGAGAAACUAACUUCCACAAUUACACACUCGUCUCUUUGAACGAGGAAUUUAACAGAGGCCGGGGACUUGAUGUGGGUGCCAGAGCCUGGGAAAAGGGCGAGGUCCUGAUGUUCUUCUGUGAUGUUGAUAUUUAUUUCACAGCCGAGUUCCUCAACAGUUGUCGCUUAAAUGCUGAGCCUGGGAAAAAGGUUUUUUAUCCUGUGGUAUUCAGCCUUUAUAAUCCUGCUAUUGUCUAUGCCAACCAAGAUAUACCACCACCUGUGGAGCAACAAUUGGUACACAAAAAGGAUUCUGGUUUCUGGCGGGAUUUUGGCUUUGGGAUGACUUGUCAAUAUCGGACAGACUUUCUGACUGUUGGAGGUUUUGACUUGGAAGUAAAAGGCUGGGGCGGUGAGGAUGUUCACCUUUACAGAAAGUACUUGCACGGUGACCUUAUUGUGGUCAGGACACCGGUCCCUGGUCUGUUCCACCUCUGGCAUGAGAAACAUUGUGCAGAUGAACUCACUCCAGAACAGUAUCGCAUGUGUAUCCAGUCCAAAGCCAUGAAUGAGGCCUCUCACUCGCACCUUGGGAUGCUGGUCUUCAGGGAGGAGAUCGAGACUCACCUCCGUAAGCAGGCUUACAGGACUAACAGCGAAGCAGUGGGUUAAAUGUCACCUCUGUGACAUUUGACGACUUAAAAUUCACAAUGAACCAGCAUCGUUUUACGGCCUUAAUUCAGCUUAAUAAUGCAGUGCCUCUCUUUUUCAGUGAAGAAUAUUUUAGGGGGGGUUGGUUCUAGUAUUUGUUUUCCAAGUAAUUCUUUGAAUGAUGUGCUGUAAUCUGCAUACUUGCUAAUUCAAGCACCUCAGAUAAAUUGAAAAUGUAUGUAGUUCAAGCAAAGCAUCUUCAGUAUCAACUGGAAAAAUCAACUCAACACUUUUCCACAUGGUACAUUUCAAUUCUUAUAUUUGCAUUAUUUUAAGAAUUAAAUAAUAUUUUGUGUUGUCAUGUGUAUUUUCAGUCUGUAUGGCUCACUGCACUGUGACUUUAGAAGGAGACCGUACUUACACUGCGUUGUAGAAACAAGAGAAAGGUGUGAAAAAGAAUCUUGCCAUGAAAAGCGUAUGGGAUAUGCUAACUGGUAUGUCAGAUGUUCUGAUUGCUGAUUUCACAGCAAGGGCUUUGUGCUGUGUUUGUUGUAUUAACAGACAUUCACAUGGUUGAAUAUAGAGUAAUCCGUGUGAAAGUGGGGAGAUGAAAGUCUUUUAAAGUGGAAUUUUAGAGCAUAUAAUGUAAUUUCACACUGCAAAAGAGGCACCUUUCUUAUCUCAGUGAUGGAUCAGACAAGUUGGGAAUGUUCCAGUUGGGCAUUUCCAGGUCCAGUCUUAUACCACAAUAGGUGCCACAUCACAGAAUCCCUUAUAUAAACUGAGCUAUGCUCUUAAACUUGUUUUAAGAUCCUCCUUAUUCAAAGGCCCUGCCUGUACAUCUCAUCGUUUAAAUUGAGGGGACCAUCUUUUCAUUCCUAUAUAAAUUUAUCAGAAGCCCGUUUGCUAUUAUGCCUAAAUUGUCCUUUUGCUUUCUUUUUCUUUCUGGCAUUUUCCUGACGUGCUUUCAGAAGACAGCAAUGUACUCUUAGCUGUUUCAAUGACUGAAAAAGCAAGUGCUAUUACAAUCUUUCUUCAUACAAUGCUCUCCAUCCCACUGAUUAUCCUAGUAGCCUUAUUCACUUUUUCAGUUUAAGGGAGGUUUAGGGUUUGGUUGGUUUGGGGUUUUUUUCCCCUCUGUGUUUUUUUUGUUUGUUUGAGCAUGCGUAAGCAGAAUUAUGUUGUGAUCUCAUUAGUGCCGUGUACAAUGGCACUACUACUUAACUACUUCCCUUUUGUGUAUUUUGGGAUGCAUAAAGAGUUUAAAAGCAGGCAGGUCGUUUUUCUCCAUGUUGUCUUAUUUGUUACCAUAUGGCAUGCCUCAUUUUUAAUAAAUUGUUUCUAGAAUGAAUGCUGAGAAUGCUAAUUCAGUGGUUAAACCAUUUAACCAUUUGCCUGGUCUCGGCUGAGGUUAGAUAUUAGUUGAAAGCUCUUCUCAAACCAGGUAAUUAAGAUCUGUUUAUGAAUUCAGUUUGCUUCAGGAAUUCUGAAGGCAACUUAAGAUUUAAAUGGUUGAUUUCUGAAUAGCAGAUGCGCUGUGCAAAUAGUUCUGGGCACUGAUCCUUUUUAUAUGUACAUAAAAUUGCCUUCAUGUAACUUAUUGUGGAGAAUAGUGUACUGUAUUGUACUUAGAGUGAAGAGAAUGCAUUGCAAGACCUCUUGCAAUUGAUAUUCUCAACAUAAUAAAUUGAAUUUCUGCAUUUUAGAGACUG
Molecule: messenger RNA, 3991 nt
Organism: Cuculus canorus (common cuckoo)
Lineage: Eukaryota; Metazoa; Chordata; Aves; Cuculiformes; Cuculidae
Gene: CSGALNACT2
Product: chondroitin sulfate N-acetylgalactosaminyltransferase 2
Exons: 8
Coding region: 669-2300 (543 amino acids)
Cellular component (GO): Golgi cisterna membrane
Molecular function (GO): glucuronosyl-N-acetylgalactosaminyl-proteoglycan 4-beta-N-acetylgalactosaminyltransferase activity
Source: RefSeq, a predicted model, not a curated record